AUUCGUGGACUACGUUUUUGUGGAAAGUAAAGAUUUGACCAUCCCUCGUAUCGCCUCAUUUUAUGGACCCCUGUACCACAACCCGAAACUCCCUGGCAAGUCUAACAAUGUGUAUAUAAGUCUUCGGUUUUGGAGUAACAGCGGUAUGCCAAACAGCAAACUAGUGAUGUGUGUCACGGCACUGGGUCAUUACGUCAGACUGAAGGACGCGUCCAAAUAUCAACCAGGGGCAAGUUGUACGAACGAUGUCCUCAGUGGUUCCACAUACAAUCUCAAUGAGAGUUUAGCCUUCCCUGAGGUGUGCGAGAUGAUGAAGUCUUCACAGAAAUACUUUGACCAUAUCCAGAAGAAUCCAUACCUGGUGCGAGGAACCGAAUGGGUUGGGUAUACAGACACGGAGAGCCUUUAUGAAAGGAUAAAGCUGAUGAAUCGCUUGGGGCUAGCAGGCAUUGCCUUGACCAAGAUGGAUGAGGACGACUUUUCCGGCAACUCAUGCCAGGCUGGAAAAUUUCCUCUGCUAACCUUCAUAAGAAAAGCAACAUCUAGAGCAAUAGCAGCACAUAAACAAAUGCAGUCUGCGUCAGCGGAGUCGACAACAAGGAAACAGAUGGGUCUGCUAACUUGUGUGGGUAGCGACUGGUUCUGUGGCUUCCAGAAUGGCUUGCUGGCAACACUGAUAGCUGUCGGGCAUUUCGUUAUGUGA
Candidula unifasciata is the source of this 703-nucleotide messenger RNA. NCBI's taxonomy places the organism in Eukaryota, Metazoa, Mollusca, Gastropoda, Stylommatophora, Geomitridae. The record is from the annotation of a GenBank genome assembly.